Molecule: messenger RNA, 1881 nt
Organism: Nicotiana attenuata
Lineage: Eukaryota; Viridiplantae; Streptophyta; Magnoliopsida; Solanales; Solanaceae
Exons: 6
Coding region: 1-1881 (626 amino acids)
Source: RefSeq, a predicted model, not a curated record
AUGACCAACGGAACUCCUGAUUCUUCUUCAACUCCUGCUAUUUCUCGCAAUGUCUUCCAUGAGGAUGAUUAUACUCAUCCAUGUCAUCCUCUCUAUGUGCAUCCAUUAGAUGUUUUGGGGACCUCAAACAAACUAGAUUUUAUAAAUGGAAACUCCCAGAAAUCUUCACCUACUUCACCUCUUGCCAGACAGUGGCAGAGGUGCAAUGACCUUGUCAUUUCCUGGUUAGUAAACUCCUUGUCUAAAGAAAUAUCUCGCAGUGCGGAGUAUUCAGAGUUUGCUAGGAAAAUUUGGAAUAAGUUAGAAGAGAGAUAUGGUAAGGCUGAUGGUGUUAGAGUUUUUGAACUUAAGAAAGAGUUAGCACAUAUUUCCCGGGGGUCUCUUGACAUAGCCUCAUAUUUCAACAAAAUCAAACAGUUAUGGGAUGAAAUAGCUUCCAUAUCUGCUGGUCGAACUAGGGUGUGUUCUUGUGGGGCUAAGUCUGCUGAAGAUGAGGAACAGAGGGCUUAUCAGCAGAGUUAUCCUUCUAAAGUGAAUUUUGAAUCAUCUAAACCAAAUGUCACCUGCAAGUAUUGUAAGAAACCUGGACACACGACAGAAAAAUGCUACAAACUCCAUGGUUAUCCCCCAAGUUUCAAGUUCACUAAAACUCCUAACAUUAGAAAGACAGCUGCACAUGUUGAGCUCACCAACCAUCCUGAAUUUGGGACUGGUGACAUCCCUACUGAGCAUGGUACUCUUCCACAGUCCGAAGAUAUGUCUGCUAUCGCUGGGCUUACCAAGGAUCAGUACUCUCAAUUGAUGAUGUUGCUUCAACAGUCACACCUGUCUCAUUCUCCAUCUAAUUCAAGCCUGAUGGGGUCAGCCAAUUUUGCUGGUGAGUUAAUUCCUCCUGGUGUGUCUUAUGGUGCAUGUAUGUUGACCAAAGUGGAUGUCAAGGUUACCAAUAUUGUGUCAUUGGCUCUAUUGCCUGAUUUGAUAUUGCACAAUGUACUUUAUGUUCCUAGCUUUCAGUAUAAUCUCAUUUCUGUCCACAAAUUACUUUCUCAUUCUGAUGACAUGGUACAGUUUACCAAAGCUGCUUGUACUUUACAGGGCCCUUCAGUGAGGAAGCCAGUGGUACUUGUUUCUAAUUCUUCUGUUCAUGCUAGCGUAAUUGAUGAAUGCUCACCCUUAAAUAUCAUAUCAGCUAUUGAUGAUAUGAAUAAAGCUGAAGUUGUUUGGCAUUACAGACUUGGGCAUAUUCCUUUCUCUAAGCUGAAGACUAUAUCUGCUUUAGAUUCUUUUGGUUGUUUGUGUUACUCUACUAUAACUAAGUUGCACAAGGACAAAUUUUCUCCCAGAUCUAUACCAUGUGUAUUUGUGGGUUAUCCCUUUGCUAAGAAAGGUUAUGAACUCUGUAGCCUCACCUCCAAAACCUGCUUCAUCUCUAGAGAUGUCAUUUUCUUAGAACACAUCUUUCCAUUCUUCAAGGCUUCUAAUCAGCCUUCUCACAUUCUUUCUUCUCCUCUAUCUACUUGUUUUGAUACUGACUGUUCUGUACCUCCUCCUUCUACUUCACCUGCUUCUUCUUCAUCUAUUGAUCCUCCAUCUCCUAUUUUACAUCCUGCUCCUACUUCACCUCAUGUUUCCCAUGCUUCUUCCCCUCCUGAUUCUUCACAUAUUGAUCAUUCUGUUCCUGUUUCUUCUUCUCCAUUACCUACUUUGAGAAGAUCCUCUAGACCACAUAACCCCCCUAGUUACCUCAAUAGCUAUGUUUGUCAAUCCUCAUCCUCCAACUCUAUUUCAGUCCCCUCCAUUGGUCAGUUGCAUAUCCCAGAGCCACAUUCAUAUUCCCAAGCAGCCACUAUUCUUGAGUGGCAAGAUGCCAUGAGGAAGUAA